AUGCCCGGCGCCGUCGAAUAUCCGGCUUCCUCCUCUGGCAGGCUACUUCUAAUCUCCAAUCGCCUGCCAAUCACCAUCAAGCGCUCCGAUGAAGGCCACUACUCAUUCUCCAUGUCCUCGGGCGGUCUCGUACCAGAGGGCGAGGCCGGACCCAUGAGGGGGCAGUUGAAAGAGAAACACAACGCCAUCCCCGUGUUUGUCGACGAUGAGCUUGCCGACCGUCAUUACAACGGGUUUGCCAACUCGAUCCUCUGGCCCCUUUUCCACUACCAUCCCGGCGAGAUCACUUUCGACGAAUCCGCAUGGGCCGCAUACCGCGAAGUAAACCGGCUAUUUGCCCAGACCGUGGUCAAGGACGUACAGGACGGCGAUCUCGUGUGGGUGCACGAUUACCAUCUGAUGCUUUUGCCCCAGAUGCUGCGCGAGGAGAUUGGCAAUUCCAAGAAGAACGUCAAGAUUGGCUUCUUUCUUCACACGCCCUUCCCGAGUAGCGAGAUUUAUCGCAUCCUGCCUGUCCGAGAGCAGUUGUUGUUGGGCAUCCUCGACUGCGAUCUGAUCGGGUUCCAUACCUACGAUUACGCGAGGCACUUUUUGAGUAGCUGCUCAAGGAUACUAUCGACGACAACAACGCCGAAUGGCGUCGAUUGGAACGGCAGGUUCGUGACGGUCGGGGCGUUUCCUAUCGGUAUCGAUCCCGAAAAGUUCAUUGAGGGUCUUAAGAAGGAGAAUGUGCAAAAUCGCAUCGCCGCCCUAAAGCUGUUCCUCACCGAGCACCCGGAGUGGAUCGGGAAGAUCGUGCUGGUACAGGUAGCUGUGCCCAGCAGACAGGACGUCGAGGAGUACCAAAACCUGCGGGCCGUCGUCAACGAGUUGGUCGGGCGCAUCAAUGGCAAGUUCGGCACCAUCGAGUUCAUGCCGAUCCACUUCCUACACCAGUCGGUCACUUUCGACGAGCUCACGGCUCUCUACGCCGUUAGUGACGUCUGUCUGGUCAGCUCGACCCGCGAUGGCAUGAACCUGGUCUCGUACGAAUACAUCGCUACGCAGCGCGAGCGCCACGGCGUCAUGAUCCUUUCCGAGUUCACGGGGGCCGCACAGAGCCUCAACGGUAGUCUCAUCGUCAACCCUUGGAACACGGAGGAGCUCGCCAACGCCAUCCAUGACGCCGUCACCAUGUCGCCCCAGCAGCGCGCGACCAACUUCCGCAAACUGGAACGAUACGUCUUCAAGUACACAAGUGCUUGGUGGGGGCAGAGUUUUGUCACGGAGCUGACGCGUCUCAACGCGGGCGAGGAGUCGAAGGCGGGUAAAAAGGGGAAUGCGGCCCAACUAGCGCUGCAGAGCGCGGCCGAGGGGGUUGCGGGUGCAACGAACAAGGCGGUCGAAGGCGCCCAGGAGGCUAUUGCCGCUGUUUCCGGGGAUAACAAGGAGUCGGAGUGA
Molecule: messenger RNA, 1440 nt
Organism: Chaetomium globosum CBS 148.51
Lineage: Eukaryota; Fungi; Ascomycota; Sordariomycetes; Sordariales; Chaetomiaceae
Exons: 5
Coding region: 1-1440 (479 amino acids)
Biological process (GO): trehalose biosynthetic process; cellular response to heat
Cellular component (GO): alpha,alpha-trehalose-phosphate synthase complex (UDP-forming); cytosol
Molecular function (GO): catalytic activity
Source: RefSeq, a predicted model, not a curated record